GGGUGGAGGAAGGAGACCAGAGCAGGAAGCGCAGCGGCGAGGCGGCGGCGGCGGCGGCGGAGGCUGAGCUGGUGGUGGCCGAGGCGGAAGAGACAGCUCCAGGGGGUGGCAGCGGCCCUUGGGAGCAGGAUGCGGGUCCGGGUCGGGCUGACGCUGCUGCUCUGGGCAGUGCUGCUGGGCUCGGCCUUGGCGUCCUCGGAUGAAGAAGGCAACCAGGAUGAAUCCGUAGAUUCCAAGACUUCUGUUCCGUCAGAUGAGUCGGUAGAGAACCAUAGCCCAGCAAGCAGAGUAAUCGCUGGUCAGAUAUUCCUUGAUUCAGAAGAGUCCGAAUUGGAAUCACCUCCUCAAGAAGAGGAAGACAACCUCAGAAUCCAAGAAGGGGAAAGCAUCGCAGAAGAAAUCAGCUUUCUAGAAUCUCCAAACCCAGAAAACAAGGACUAUGAAGAGCUGACGAAAGUACGGAAACCAGCCCUGACCGCCAUUGAAGGCACAGCGCACGGGGAGCCCUGCCACUUCCCUUUCCUGUUCCUGGAUAAGGAGUACGACGAGUGCACCUCGGACGGGAGGGAAGACGGCAGACUGUGGUGUGCCACCACCUACGACUACAAGGCGGACGAGAAGUGGGGCUUCUGCGAGACUGAAGAAGAGGCUGCAAGAAGACGGCAAAUGCAGGAAGCGGAAAUGAUGUACCAGACCGGGAUGAAAAUCCUCAACGGAAGCAACAAGAAAAGCCAAAAAAGAGAAGCUUAUCGGUAUCUUCAGAAGGCAGCAAGCAUGAACCACACCAAGGCCCUGGAGAGAGUGUCCUAUGCUCUCUUGUUCGGUGAUUACCUGACACAGAAUAUCCAGGCAGCAAAAGAGAUGUUUGAGAAGCUGACCGAGGAAGGCUCUCCCAAGGGACAAACUGCUCUUGGCUUUCUCUAUGCUUCUGGACUUGGUGUUAAUUCAAGUCAGGCAAAGGCCCUUGUUUAUUACACAUUUGGAGCGCUUGGAGGCAACCUAAUAGCCCACAUGGUUUUGGGUUACCGAUACUGGGCUGGCAUCGGGGUCCUCCAGAGCUGUGAAUCCGCACUGACUCAUUAUCGUCUUGUGGCCAAUCAUGUUGCUAGUGAUAUCUCGCUGACGGGAGGCUCAGUGGUGCAGAGAAUACGGCUGCCUGAUGAGGUCGAAAACCCAGGAAUGAACAGCGGAAUGCUCGAGGAAGACUUGAUUCAGUAUUACCAGUUCUUAGCUGAAAAGGGGGAUGUGCAAGCCCAGGUUGGUCUGGGACAGCUGCACCUGCACGGAGGCCGUGGAGUAGAACAGAACCAUCAGAGAGCAUUUGACUACUUCAACUUAGCAGCAAAUGCUGGCAAUUCCCAUGCCAUGGCCUUCUUGGGAAAGAUGUACUCAGAAGGAAGCGAUAUUGUACCUCAGAGUAAUGAGACGGCUCUUCACUACUUUAAAAAGGCUGCUGACAUGGGCAACCCGGUUGGACAGAGUGGGCUUGGAAUGGCUUACCUCUACGGGAGAGGAGUUCAAGUUAAUUAUGAUUUGGCACUGAAGUAUUUCCAGAAAGCUGCUGAACAAGGCUGGGUGGAUGGGCAGUUGCAGCUUGGCUCCAUGUACUAUAACGGCAUUGGAGUCAAGAGGGAUUACAAACAAGCCUUGAAGUACUUUAACCUAGCUUCGCAGGGAGGCCAUAUCUUGGCUUUCUACAACCUGGCUCAGAUGCACGCCAGCGGCACCGGUGUCAUGCGAUCGUGUCACACUGCGGUGGAGUUGUUUAAGAAUGUAUGUGAACGGGGCCGGUGGUCUGAGCGGCUGAUGACUGCUUACAACAGCUACAAGGACGGGGACUACAACGCUGCUGUGAUCCAGUACCUCCUGCUGGCCGAGCAGGGCUACGAAGUGGCGCAGAGCAACGCAGCCUUCAUCCUCGACCAGAGAGAAGCGACCAUCGUAGGUGAGAAUGAAACUUACCCCAGAGCUUUGCUUCACUGGAACCGGGCCGCCUCACAAGGCUAUACUGUGGCUAGAAUCAAGCUUGGAGACUACCACUUCUAUGGCUUCGGCACGGAUGUGGAUUACGAGACCGCGUUUAUCCACUACCGCCUCGCGUCUGAGCAGCAGCACAGCGCACAGGCCAUGUUUAACCUGGGCUACAUGCAUGAGAAAGGACUGGGCAUUAAACAGGAUAUUCACCUUGCAAAGCGUUUUUAUGACAUGGCAGCCGAAGCCAGCCCAGAUGCUCAAGUACCAGUCUUCUUAGCACUCUGCAAGUUGGGCGUUGUCUAUUUCUUGCAGUACAUACGGGAAACAAAUAUUCGAGACAUACUCACCCAACUUGAUAUGGACCAGCUCUUGGGACCCGAGUGGGACCUUUACCUCAUGACCCUCAUCGCGUUGCUGUUGGGAACAGCGAUCGCCUACAGGCAGCGGCAGCACCAGGGCGUGGCUGUGCCCAGGCCCCCGGGGCCACGGCCCGCCCCACCGCAGCGGGAGGGGCCUCCAGAGCAGCCGCCGCCGCAGUGACCCGCCGCGCCCCCGCCGCUGGCAGACAAUGAGGGUUUGCUGAGAACGCUUGCAUUCAAUGUAGGACUUUGGAUCAGUGGUCGCCACCUCCUGGAAGAGGCACAGGAAGCGUUGAAUUCCUAAAGCUGCUUGGAAUCUGAUGCCUUUAUUUUCAGGGAUAAGUAACUCUUACCUAAACUAAGUUGAAUGUCCGUUUCAGUGCCGUACGGAAUAACAGCUCUCAGUGGCUUCCCCUGCCCCCCUUUUUUUACCCCGGAAACAUUUGCAAGACGCUCACAGUGGUCAUGUCCGCUGUGUCCAGCUGUCUUUCUUGGGUCCCUUCGGUCACUCUUUCAGUGUGCAUAAGUUCUGUCAGCUGUCUUGAAGGUCUUAUGCAUUGACACUAGAACUGAUCAAUGAAAAAAGGAAAACCCAGUUAGUUGCAAAUUUAACCUUAACAUGUUUGAAAGUCUGAAAAUAGAACUUGCCUUUUAAGAAAAAAAAAAAGUCCUCAAAGUGUUCCAGAACUGUGAUAACCAAGGACCUUUGAUCAGUCCAUGUGCAAGUAUACAUAUGCAGCAUAUUUGUUCCUUUAAAAGGGAAGGUUGGGCGGUUUCUUAUUAUUGGUGAUUGAUUGUCAUACUUUAUACCAUACUUCUCUCCUUCAAAGACUGAAAGGCCUUGUUAAAGAGUUUUAUGUGAACUUCAUUUUCUUGGAGUGGAGUACAUAGAAGACUUUGUGAACUGACUCCUUGAGCUAACACACGAACUUGCCCCACCCACUCACUGUCAUUUGCUUGUUUGUUACAAGUAUGCAGAGCCUUUAUCUGGAGCCAGAGGCUGGACUGAACGGGAGAAUUAGAAAGCAAUAUUGAAGAACUCCGGGUGGGGUACCAGGAUCACAGACACACUUUCCCAAAAGUUAACGCUUCUGUUCCCAGGAUUCAUUUUAUUAAUACUUUGCAUUUCUUACGGCAAAAGAACAGACCACCCUCCUGAAUUCUUUAAAUGUGAAAUAUCCUUGCCAGGCUAUGGCAAACAGAAACUACCAUUACAAUACUAAAACUCUAGCGAGUCAGAGAUGCAUUAAAAUCAGUGGUUGAAGAAAGCUACUAAAGCCUCCUUGUUCAGAUAGAUUUUUAUUUCUGCAGCUUGAUGUAAUGGGAGAAAAUCAACCACUUGCGUAGCUACCAUGUUUCAUCACCGUCCCACUGUUAACAGGAGGAAAAGCAAGGCUGUUACACUUCAGAGCUGUCUGCUUAAGGAGCACGGAGAAAAGCCGCCACAGCACCCACAGAGACCACUGAGAACAUCACAUACACAAAUGAAACACUUCAGCCAAACUCAUACUCCUUUUUACGGUUGGAUGGCAGCGUUCGCCAGCCUGUAUCCAAUCUGAGGCCCGUUUAGCGUCUGAGCAGGCUUUCUGCGCUUGCUGACCUCCGUCUGUUUCUAUGAAUCUUUAUACUCUUUUCAUAACCCCUCAUGUGCCAGAAAACUUGAAGAGUUCCUUACCUGUAGACUUGUAAAACUUUGGUUUUUGAAGUGGGAAUUGUAUUUAGAACUAGGUCUAAUCAGUCCGUAAGGAAGCUGAGGGCUCUAAAUGUGAAGUUGUGUGCUUGUGUGUGUGUGUGUGUGUGUGUAGAGCAUUAUGAGAAAUCUGGUGAGCAAACUUUCCUCCUGGAUAGUUGCUUCUAAACCUGAAGAGGUGGUCACAGCGAGAACCAUGUGUAAGUGCAGAUCUGAAAGGUAGGACAUUUUACCCUCAGAAAUGUAAUGUCGCUUUGGGCAGCUCAUGUAAAACUGAGACUUCUGUUCACUCUCUUAUGUGAGAGAUUCGCUUGCAUUUGGUACAGGAUGUUCAUGUCUUCACCCCUGCCUCUUCUCCCCACCCUUCAAAAUAAGUAUGAUCCACGAUCACAGCCACUCUCCGUUUCAAAGAAACUGUUUCAGUUUAUUUAAACGUUUAACAAAUAACUUCCAUGUUUUUCUGUCACCCACCUAAUUUCUCCUUUAGCAGUAUUCUUAUCUCUUUAUCUUUCCUUCCCUCUUAGUACUUGGAAAAAGACAAUUCUUCAACAGUGGUCUUACCCCGAGGCAGACGGGAAAGGCCGGUCUUGUUCUCCGGUGAUGACAGACCUCCUGUUGGCGUACCUCUUGCCCGUGUCCGUUUUAUUCAUCUUGCAAAUCGAUCUUUUUUCUGUUGGCCUCUGUCCACCUCCUGUUUCACGCAGGCUCAUUUGCUACUGGCAGUUUGAAUGGUAAAUCUAAAAUAGCUUAGUUCCUGUGACUUCAUUCAAAGACUUGUCUCGAAAUCCUUGGCUCCCUUCCUCGGCCUGUACAAGGGACCUGAUACCUAAACAAAUAGGAACGGGGUUUCUCCUAAAAUAACGCUCAAUACGUAACCUAAUCAAAUGGCAUCCAUUUGAAUACAAUGACAGUAACUCAAGCUAGUUAAUGUCAGUGACAUUAAACCAACUCCAGGAUUCAGGAGUUUUAAUGUUAGGAUUUAGAGUUAGCAGGUAGAGUGUGGCUUCACCUCUCCUCGGUAGCCCAGCUCUCCCCGUCCCUGUGAGAGGCUGUGUUCCUGCCUCCGGGGCAGCGGCAGUAGGGCCUUUGCUCAGCUUCCGUUCUCUUGUGCGUUCGGUCUGUUGUUUAUCCAACCGUUCCAGAGUCUGGAGACUCUUUAGCUUUUUGUUUUCUGCUAAGAAGGUGGCACUGGUGUUUGGGGUUUGCUACUGGUUUUCUGUUUUGGUUUGAUUUUUUUCCUUUUUGUUCUUGGAGCUUUUGUUUCUGUUUUCUGGGUAAGGCUUACCUUGUUUUUAGUUUCUAUUCAAUGGCACAGAAAAAUCAGAAGGUUUCUUUUCUUCCAAAAUGAUUUAGCACUUAAAGGAGAUUAACUUGCGGAUCAUUAAUCCUAAUACUCUUGAGGAUGUGUUCCCCUUCUGCAUAUGCGGUUAAUUUGUGAGAGUUUUACUGCUAAGCCAUUGUAUCUCUGUAUCACUGGGAAGUUGUAGAAACUUCUGCCCAUGAUCUGUUGCUUUAUUUAAGGAGCUGCUGUUGCCUCCAGGAAACUCAAGAAUUUUGUAUGAGCUUUUUUUUUUCUUCCCGCUCCUUUAUUUGCUCCUCAUGUUCUUCAAACCAGUGUUUUGGAAGUAUGCAUGCAAGCCUAUAAAUGAAGACCACAGGUCUUCAUGUAUGUAGCAUGUGUAUUAUAGUGUCUAGCUACAUCUGCAAACACCUUAUUUCAGAGGUUUGGAUUAACAUUUCACAUGCACAUUUCAAAACAAAAGUUUUUCAGCUGUUAAACACCCCCCUUACCAAGAAGAGCAGCAUGGGCUACAUUUACCCCAAUAACAGCUACUGUUUGUUUUAAAAGUGAAUUUAAUUAUAUGUUAUACAAUAUUAUGACUACCACUGUGCAAGAAAUAAAGCAAAAAGAACUUCUAUUUUCAUCAAAGUAUUUUUCAUCAGUCAUUGGUCUCAGAUACAAGUGAAAAUACAAACUUUCUGAAUACUGUACUGUCUGAGGCACUACGUGACUUUUAAAUGUGUAGUAAAAAGAAGCUAAAUUUCUCCUUCCACUUGGUAUUUCAAGAAGAUUGAAAAUAUUCCAUGUAAAAAUGAUUUGCACAAGUGAAAAGCCUGUGUGUGCACAAGAAGGAUGUCUUGGUUAUAUGUAGAGCCAUCUCACAGCACCAGUUCUCCUGUUUGGAAUUAUAAGAUGACACUGUUCUCUUUGAUUUAAAACAAAAUCAUAAUAUUUGAUAUGAUCAAGGUGUAACCACUAUUGAUAUUUAGGAGACAUUUUAAAAGACCAUAAACUGACAUUGGAAAGAACACCAUGGUAGACUUUUUGUACAUUUAUUUUGUAUUUAAUUAAAUUCAGUAUAAAGGCUGGUGAAGUGUAAUAUAAUUGUGUAAACAAAUCCUGUUAAUAGAGAGAUGUACAGAUUCGUUUUGUACUGUAUCUUGAAACUUGUGAAAUAAAGAUUCCACCUCUGGUUA
Messenger RNA from Bubalus bubalis (water buffalo), 6501 nucleotides. It is a transcript of the gene SEL1L, whose product is annotated as SEL1L adaptor subunit of ERAD E3 ubiquitin ligase. The transcript is spliced from 21 exons. Bases 130 to 2514 code for a protein of 794 amino acids. Gene Ontology annotation, molecular function: protein binding. Gene Ontology annotation, cellular component: endoplasmic reticulum membrane. The record is from RefSeq and is a predicted model, not a curated record. Gene Ontology annotation, biological process: ERAD pathway. Lineage: Eukaryota; Metazoa; Chordata; Mammalia; Artiodactyla; Bovidae.